GUGAGCCCAGCACACAGAUCAUCAGCAGCAUUCAGCAACAAGCCUUGCGUCGCAAACCAAAACCAUCGACCGUCGCAUCGGAGGAGAGGAACCGACUGAGCAGUCUGAGCUAGGAGGAGGUUCGCCGUAGCAAUGGUGAAGACGGCUGCAGCAGGGAGCAACGGCAAUGGCGUCGCGGUGAAGCAGCAGCAGCAGCAGCAGCUUGGAGGCAAGAUGAGGACGUACAAGGGGGUGCGGAUGAGGAGCUGGGGCGCGUGGGUGUCGGAGAUCCGGGCGCCGGGGCAGAAGACGAGGAUAUGGCUCGGCUCCCACUCCACCGCCGAGGCCGCCGCGCGCGCCUACGACGCCGCGCUGCUCUGCCUCAAGGGGGGCGCCGCCGCCGCCGACCUCAACUUCCCCGUGCGCUUCCCCUUCGACCUCCCCGCCGCCGCCAUGUCGCCCAAGUCCAUCCAGCGCGUCGCCGCCGCAGCCGCAGCCGCCGGUGCCGGCGCCAGUGUCGUCGACUUCGCCUGUGCCGACGACAGUGCCAGCGCUGAUGCCGUCGACUUUGCCGGUGCCGACGACGCCAUCACCCCGGACUACUGCAGCUCCUCCAGCAAUGCCUCGCCGGUGAGCUCCCCGGAAACGGCGAGCAGCGGCGGCGCCGCCGACCUCGACGGCGUGGACCUCCUGGGCUACGGUUACAGCCAGUGCUCGCUCGCGGAGAUCGAGGCGUUCUUCCAGUCGCCCAAGUGCAUGGAGUACGCGAUGAUGGACCCGUGCAGCGCGUUCUUCGCUCCGGCGCCGACGGCCAUGGCCAUGGAGGACGAGUGCAGCUGGGAGGAAGAAGGCGACAUUGCGCUCUGGAGCUUCUCAAUGGACUGAAAACUGCAGCCAAGGAAGCCGGAGCACCCAAGAAACUGACAAAUCGUUACUCAAGCGAAGACCACAACUGAACUGGUCAUGCAUGGUGAUAACUAUACUUGAUUUCCUAUACUUAAUUUGAUUCAUUGUACACAGCAACAAUAAGGUAGUUGAGCGUUGUGGGGGGAGCUCUCAUGGAGCUACAUGUUUUAAGGCAGCUUCCAUGGAGUUAACCUCCCUUCAAUUGCUUGUUACAUCCAUGUUAAAAAAAGCUGCUUUGCAAUUGCAAGCAUAUAUUUCUUUUGAAACAA
Molecule: messenger RNA, 1154 nt
Organism: Hordeum vulgare subsp. vulgare (domesticated barley)
Lineage: Eukaryota; Viridiplantae; Streptophyta; Magnoliopsida; Poales; Poaceae
Product: ethylene-responsive transcription factor ERF014-like
Exons: 1
Coding region: 133-864 (243 amino acids)
Biological process (GO): regulation of DNA-templated transcription
Molecular function (GO): DNA-binding transcription factor activity; DNA binding
Source: RefSeq, a predicted model, not a curated record